CAGAUGUUCUGGGAGGCCAACGAGGCGGUCCCCGACUACGUCGCGGCCGCCGAGGACACAAAGACACACCAGGGCAAACAGGUGCACGCGAGCACCCCCAGCAGCGACGCGCCAGCGACCGCCUCGGAGGUGUUGUUGUCGUACAACCGCCUGGCGCCCACCACCCCUAUCCUGCUGAACUGUGCAGAGGUGACGACAAGCCAGAUUCUCGCCGGGCCGCGCUCUGACGUUCUCUGCCGGCAGUACACCGAGGAAGUGUUCCAGGGUCUGUACGCUGCCAAGGAUCUGUCGUGCGUGCAGGCGAUGGAGGGGGUGGGCGUGUUGCACGUGCUCACGAGCGAGUACCCCACCGUGCCGGUCGCCAUCGUGCGCGGCGGCUCUAACUACGACAUGUUCCCCCUCUCGCGUCAUGUCUACCGCCUCAACAGCACGGACACCCGCGGGCAGCGGGAGGAUGGCGACUGGUACGUUGCCUGGGACCAGAAGGAGCACUACGUCAGCGAAGACGAGUUCCACCUGUACACAAAGGUGUCGUACCGGUACUCCAUUGAAACGGCGAGCGCGGUGGUGCUCAACUACUUCCUCAGCGCGGAGACCGUGCUGCCUGGCAUGUGA
This is a messenger RNA of Leishmania mexicana MHOM/GT/2001/U1103, 615 nucleotides long. RefSeq lists its product as hypothetical. The annotation marks the transcript as partial. The record is from RefSeq and is a predicted model, not a curated record. The transcript has a single exon. NCBI's taxonomy places the organism in Eukaryota, Euglenozoa, Kinetoplastea, Trypanosomatida, Trypanosomatidae.